CCUGUCAACCAAGAUGCGCGAAUUGGGAGCCUUCGGAGCCAAGGAUUAGCUCACGCUGCAUCGCACCAUGAAGCAGAGGCUUCUCCGCUUGGCACGCAUUUGAUGAACAUUCGAGACAGUGGCCCGUGGGGACACAAGUCAAGCAAAUAGUGGCGCUCUAUCAAACCAGAAAAACAUUCAAAGCUUUCGACUCCAGAGUAAUUAAAUACUUGGCAACAUAUGAUUCAUUCAAAUGAAGUUCCAUCCAGUUGUUCGCCAUCUGGCAACUCUUUCGUCAACUCGAAUGCACGGUAUUAUAUCAUCUGAGAUUCCAUUCUGUUGACUGAUGCAAUUUUAAUUUUUACAAGAGGCCACGAAGAAGCAAAUUCAGAGAAAGAGAGGGCGGAACCGAAGCGAUCGGUUAGGGCCGGUGAGAGAGAAGCCUUUAAAACGAUGUCGUCUCGUCCUUUCGACGACGAUGGCUACAUAGGCUAUGACCCUCGCCUCGCUUCCCAGCGAUUCGAGUCGUACUCUAACUUCGAUGCCAACUCGGUCAAGGACUCAGUUCCUGAUUCCCCUCCGAUAUUCAGCAAUCAAUCUUACGGUAGCGGAGAUGACGUGUUUGUUUCUGAAUCGAUGCCGGAUACACUUUCUUCACCGCCGGUCUACGGUAGCGAUGGCGGAUACUCGGCUUUCUCACCGGAGCAGAACGGGAAGGGAUUUAGCCAAGAGUUUGGAGGAUCAGAUGGACCGAUCUUGCCACCGCCUGCAGAGAUGGAGCCCGAGGAAGGCGCUGCUUUGAGAGAGUGGCGCAGACAGAACGCGAUUCAGCUAGAGGAGAAGGACAAGAAAGAGAAGGAGAUGUUGGAGCUAAUAAUAAAGGAAGCAGAGGAAUACAAAGUUGAAUUCUAUAGGAAAAGAGUUACAGCUGUUGAAAAUAACAAAGCCUCCAACAGGGAGAAGGAGAAGUUAUUUUUGGAAAACCGGGAGAAGUUCCAUGCUGAAGCUGAGAAAAAUUACUGGAAGGCAAUUGCAGAACUGAUACCCCAUGAAGUGCCAGCUAUAGAAAAGAAGGGAAAGAAGGACAAAGAAAAGAAACCUUCCAUUGUUGUGAUCCAGGGACCUAAGCCGGGGAAGCCAACUGAUCUCUCAAGGAUGCGUCAGAUACUUGUGAAGCUAAAGCACAAUCCCCCUCCGCACAUGAAGCCCAAACCUCCACCACCAGCAGAAGCCAAGAAAGAUGCUAAAACUGGUACUCCUGCUGCCUCUGGUCCCUCUGGUGCCCCAGGUUCUGGUUCCAGUACUCCUCCCCCUAAGUCAACAGCUGCAACUACUCCGGAGACUGUUGCAUCUGCUUGAGAUGCAGCUGCUGAGUUCUGGAUCCGAGUAUCCAUUUGACAAGUAAUUAGUGUGAUUGUAAUACAAUUAGUUUGUAUCAUCCUUUGCUUUUUGUUUGAAGGUUUCUAUGGGCAUCUCAAAUUAGGCAUCUAGCAGUUGUGUAGAAAUUUUGGUUGUCCAUGUUUUGUGUGGUUUGUCUUUGUGAAUCGAACUUUUUGUUCUUUGGCUUGUACAUAGCUUGUCUAGUUAUCUUCUUCUUGCCUUUAGACCUUUCUCUCUGUUUCAAAGGGAAUAUCGUAGUCUUAUUAGUCUGGUGUGGCCAUAA
This is a messenger RNA of Durio zibethinus, 1642 nucleotides long. RefSeq names its product clathrin light chain 2-like. Gene Ontology annotation, cellular component: clathrin coat of coated pit; clathrin coat of trans-Golgi network vesicle; plasma membrane. Lineage: Eukaryota; Viridiplantae; Streptophyta; Magnoliopsida; Malvales; Malvaceae. Gene Ontology annotation, molecular function: clathrin heavy chain binding; structural molecule activity. Gene Ontology annotation, biological process: intracellular protein transport; clathrin-dependent endocytosis. The record is from RefSeq and is a predicted model, not a curated record.